Molecule: messenger RNA, 768 nt
Organism: Solanum lycopersicum (tomato)
Lineage: Eukaryota; Viridiplantae; Streptophyta; Magnoliopsida; Solanales; Solanaceae
Source: RefSeq, a predicted model, not a curated record
AUGGUGGAAUCACAGAGUACAGAGGUAGAAGAUAAUCCCCAGUCGAAUCACAACCAUCCACUUCAUCUUCAAGCAUCAGACAUACCUGGUGUUGCCUUGAUUCCUAUGAAGCUCACAGGACCAGAGAAUUAUGGUGUGUGGAGCAGAUCUAUGCGAUUAGCACUACUAGUCAAAAAUAAACUUGGAUUUGUUGAUGGCACAUGUGUUAAGAAUUCGUACAAGGGAGAUCUGAUAAGUGCAGCAGUUGCACCAGAGUUGAUGACUAGCAUAGUAUAUGCUUCUAGUUCGAAGAAGAUUUGGAAUGACUUCAAGGAAAGGUUUGAUAAAUCCAAUUUGACAAGGAUUAGUAUAUUGUCACAAGGAACUGAUUCUGUAACAGCCUAUUAUUCCAAAAUGAGAGAUCUAUGGGAUGAGAUGGAUGUAAUGAUACCUUCUCCGUCUUGUGAUUGUGUUGAAUCAAGUUCACAUGCUGAACAUGUCAAACAACACAGGUUAUUGCAAUUUUUGAUAGGUUUGAAUGAGAGUUAUGCUCAAGUGAGGAGUUCUAUUUUGUUGAGUCCAUCUAUUCCAAGUGUAAACCAAGCCUAUGCAAUGGCUAUACAAGAAGAAAGUCAAAGGAAGCUAGGACAAACAGAAGGAGGUAAAGAACCUCUCACAAUGAUGGCAGGAAGAAGUGCUCAACCACAUAAUUUCGAUAAUCAAAUGAACAAUAAUCAGAGGAACAAUAAUCAGAUGAACAACAACAGUUUGCAUACUAAGAAGACUUAG